Messenger RNA from Antechinus flavipes (yellow-footed antechinus), 4954 nucleotides. It is a transcript of the gene IRS4, whose product is annotated as insulin receptor substrate 4. The transcript has 3 exons. Gene Ontology annotation, cellular component: plasma membrane; cytosol. Gene Ontology annotation, molecular function: insulin receptor binding; phosphatidylinositol 3-kinase binding. Gene Ontology annotation, biological process: insulin receptor signaling pathway. Lineage: Eukaryota; Metazoa; Chordata; Mammalia; Dasyuromorphia; Dasyuridae. Bases 152 to 3334 code for a protein of 1060 amino acids. The record is from RefSeq and is a predicted model, not a curated record.
CUCCGGCUCGGGCUCCGGCUCGGGCUCCGGCUCCGGCUCGGGCUCCGGCUCGGGCUCCGGCUCCAGCUUUUUUUCAGGCAGCGGCGGCAGCGCCGGCGGCGGGGACAUAGGCAGCAGCGGCAGCAGAAGCAAAGGCAGAGGCAUCAGCGGCAUGUGGAGGGGCGCAGAGGACGGCGCCCGCUGCUGCUCCCCGGAUCGCGGGGACCCGGGCCUAAGACAGCUGCUGCAGGCGGCCGGAGCCGAUGUCCGCAAAUGCGGGUACCUGCGGAAGCAGAAGCAUGGCCACAAACGCUACUUCGUUCUGCGGACGGCCAGUCGCCUGGCCCCGGCGCGCCUCGAGUACUACGAGAGCGAGAAGAAGUUCCGCAGCAGCCUUCGCGCUGCGGCGGCGGCGGCUGCCGCCGCCGCUUCGGCUGGCCCCUCCACGGGCGCGCCCCCCGCCGUGCAGCCCAAGCGCGUUAUCCCGCUGUACCAGUGCUUCACGGUGAGCCGCCGCGCCGAUGCCAAGCACCGCCACAUCGUCGCCCUUUACACCAAGGACGACUACUUCGCCAUGGUGGCCGAGAGUGAGGAGGAGCAGGAGAGCUGGUACCAAGCGCUGAGUCUCCUGAUGGGCCAGAGCAAGACGCGCAGCUCCGGCACCGGCACCGAGGAAGGCGAAGAGGGAGCCGGCGGCGGCGACGGCGGGGCCACCGACGAGGGGGCCUUCAAGGAGGUGUGGCAGGUGCAGGUGAAACCCAAGGGGCUGGGCCAGAGCAAGAACCUGAGCGGCAUCUAUCGCCUUUGCCUGUCCAGCAAAGAGGUGCAUCUGGUGCGCCUGAACGCAGAGGUUCCCAGCGUGAAGCUGCAGCUGCUCUGCAUUCGCCGAUGCGGUCACUCGGAGCACUUCUUCUUUCUCGAGGUGGGCAGGUCGUCAUCCAUCGGCCCCGGGGAGAUCUGGAUGCAGGUGGAGGACUCGGUGGUGGCUCAGCAUAUGCACGAGACCUUCCUGGAAACCAUGAAAGCCCUCAAGGCCUUUACCGACUUCAGGCCCCGGAGCAAGAGCCAGUCGUCCUGCACCAACCCCAUCUCGUUCCUCUCCACCAGGAGGCACCUGGGCUACCUGCAGCCCUGCCUGGGGAUGUCCCGCAGGUCCCGCACCGACAGCAUGGCCAGCACCCCGCCUUCCUGCAAGAGCGGCACCUACCGAUUCCGUACCUCCAGCGAGGGCGAAGGCACCAUGGACAGACCCUUCAAAACGGUCACGGGAAGCCUGAUGCAGCUGAACCCCGGGCGGAUGAACGUGGCCCGGCCCGAAAGCGGCAGGUACGUUCGAGCCGCUCUCAACGCCUGCUGUCAUGCUCGCUCUGCCUCCCUGCCCGUGUCUCCCUUUCCCUCGGGGACCAGCCCAGCCCCGGACAGCGUGGCCAGGCCUUCGAGCUCCGUGUGCGGGACCCCUGGCGAUGGAAGCUUCGUCUCCGAUGACCACGGCCCCAGCCCCGGAGACGUGAGGUAUUUCCGACUGAGGAGCAACACCCCGGAUUCCGUGGGGCACACCCCACCCAUCCGAGAGGAGCACUGUUCCAAUGAGUACAUGUCCAUGAAUAAGCAGCGCGCCAGUAGAAGCGCCGGCGGUGAGCAUAUGGAGGCUGAAAAGUUCUUCAAGAGGAAAACUUUUUCCCUGCCUAAGCCAGCAGCUGUAACCAUGCAACAGAAAACAACCCAGACUACUCCCUUCGAUGAGGAUUCCGCCGGAAACCCUCGGCUGCUGUUUUCCUCCGAGCCCCCGCGGGGAAGAGAGACCCCCAAAGCGGAGUUGGGGGAGAACGGAUCCAAUCGGAACCGCGGCAGAAAAAGAGCCGAGGAUGACGGCUACAUGCCCAUGAUGCCGGGAGUCGCCGCUCCCCUCAAAAGCAACAGCGAUUACUUGCCGAUGGCUCCGCGGAGUGCUUCCGCCCCAAAGCCCGGCGCUUCGUGGUCAUCCUCUCAGAAGGACUCCCGAGGCUACAUGAUGAUGUUCCCGAGAGCCGUCCCGCCGGCCCCGGGCCGCAGCUCCCGCAGCAGAUUCGCUUCGAAGGGAGCCCCUAAUCAAGACGACGAGGACAAUGAGUACAUGGAUAUGUCCCCGCAGAAUCCUCUCCCGCCCAAGCAGUCUCAGGAGGCAAGUUCUUCUCACCCUCCCUCCUUCUCCAAAAGUCUCAGCUCCCUCUUCUCUCUGCCGAAAAGUUUCCGAAGUAUCAGCGAACACCACGAUGACAGCGAUUAUGUCCCGAUGGCGUCGCCCGGGAGACUCUUAAGCACCGUGUCCGAAAGCGCCCCGAGGGUCAACCAGGAAGCCCCGCCGCCCAAGAACUCGUCUAAAGCGCCAGCGGCCAAAGGUUCAGACGGGGGGUUCCUGCACCGCAGGGCCGCGAGACCCACCAAACUCCCUCUCGGCUCCAGGGGAAGCAGCGUGCCCAGAAUCUACGAGCGCGCCCUGGAAGGGGACAGCCCCGGGGAGUACAUCAACAUCGACUUCAGCCGAAAAGCGGGCCAUGCCCCGUAUUCCUUCUCCGCCGAAUGCUCUCCGUCUGCGUUCGGCCCCUGCGGGGCCCACGCGCACUCCCCCUUCGCCGAUUACAUGAGCUUCGCCAUUGAUAGCAACCCGCUGAACACCGCCAAGGAGAUGGUCAAUUCCUUAACCCUCUCCGACUCCAAGCCCCCUCGCAGCCAGCUGAGCGUGGGCUGCGCCAGAAGCCCCCUCGGCGCCGCCGCCCGCGCCAGCACCCCGACCAACGCGGAUGACGACUACACCGAGAUGACUUUCAACCCCGCCGCCGCGACAACCGUGCCUUUAGCCGCCCAGAGCGACGGUCCGCUCAAGAUGGACAGCCCCUCUUCGGCCGUAAAUCGCCUUCGCAUCGCCGACACGUCUCCUGAGGGCAGCACCUCCUCCCUCCCCGACAUCAGUCCCGAACCACCGAUCGUACCCAAGGUGGUCCGAGCCGACCCACAGGGCAGAAGGCGCCACAGUUCCGAAACUUUCUCCCACGAAGGAGCCGGAGCCGCCUCGUCCUCUCUCUUCGCUGAUAGCAGAUGGCAGAAUUCCGCCUCCUUUGACAGCAUCUGGUCCAAAUCCGGCGAAGGUGCUUCGAAUUCCGAGGAGACCAAGAUGUCCAGAAUCACUUCAGCUGGCUUUCAGAACGGCCUGAACUACAUCGCCCUGAAUUUACGUGAUGGUAAAAGUGGGGCCGGCCCAGCUGCUCCAAAUUCUCGCCAGAGGAACGGGGCUUCUGCCCGGGACAGCGGCGCCUAUGUCAGCAUCGACUUCUCCAAAGGUGACAUCUUCCAGUGUGCUUCUGCGAAAAAAGACUGAAUCCAUCGCCUUGGAAAUUGUUUUGAGAAGAAGGUAUUAGUUGUGGAAUUUCAGCUGGUAUCCUGAAGACCUGCUUUUGAAGAGACCAGAGGCUUCGGAACAGAAAGCAACUUUGGUUUCCUCGAGCCCAGAAAUGGACCCCGGUGGUGUAACGGCUUUGUUCACACCCAAGUUGGCCAGCUGCCUUUGAUCUAGCUAUUUGGAAUUACUGAUGUUGACAACUUGCUUUGAAUUGUCAUUUGUUGUUGUUGUGGUUGUGGUUGUGGUUGCUGUUGUCAUUGUUGUUUUCUUCAGUUUGCCUCUUUAGGAGGAAACAAGUGCUUAAUGAAAGAUUUGGAGCCCCCCCUUUCCUCUUGAAAAGGUUUUUUCUUCUCACAUUAAGCUACAUUAAGCGACACUAAGACGGUGGCCCAUAACGUGUUUAAUAACGAGCUUGCUUAUCUAGUAAGUAGUAGUUUUCAUAGCCUGUAAAUUUUGCUCACUUUCCAUUCCAUUUUUGAACUUGAAAAACCUUUUGAAGGGGCCAGAGAAAGAGGGAGAACACUAAGAACUCGGCUCUAUGAAACAGGCUGUUGUUGCUCAGUGCUAUGCGAGGCACUUCUUGAUCACAGAUCUUGAAUUGUUUGAAUUAAAUAAACUGAUGCCUUGAUUGAAAAUUUCGAAUACUUAAAAAGUUCAACCAAAAGGCAGACUGAUUGGUUUUGAGGUUUUUGCUACUUGCUUAAUACUUAAACCUAACAUUAAAGUUGGGGGCUUCUGUGCAUUCCAAUUGGACGUUUCCAAACUUUAUUUUUUAAUCACAGAUGAUGUUUUUGUUCCAUAAGUCCCCCGCCCACUCGCAAGUAGUCUUAUCGUUACCAAGUUAUACCAUUCCCCUCCCCUACCUCAAUCUCAAUUUUGGACCAAGUUUGCAUCCUGAAAAAAAAAAAUUCGACUUGAUCCUCAAUUUAUCACUUGCCUUAAAAACAAACAAAGAAACAAACAAAGCUUCUCAAAGGUCAUUUCUCACCUUGGAAAAUGAGCUUACAGAAAAUGUUAGGAAAUUAAAGUAAGCUCUGCUACUUCUGCUCUUAUUUGAGUUGGAGCUGAUUUAAAAUUGUAAUGCUGACCUUUGAGAGUAUUUCAUUGAUUGGUGGUAAGUGCAAAGGAUCCUUACCCAGGUUCUAGAGACUGCUCGAGGGUUUGUGAGAUGGUGCUGGUAAAAAUUCGUUCCACCUUACCGCACUACUCCCGGCAGACCUCCUCAUUGUAUAUUGUGGAAGCGUAUGUGGUGUUCGUUCUUGUGUGUGUGUGCGUGUAUGUGUGUAUGUUGUGUGUGCCUCGUGUGUAAGUUGUGAUAUGUGUUGGUGUACUAUGUAUCCUGUACGUUGUGUGUGUUUAAAUGAUCACCUCUAACAUACAAUCUUUAUAAAACGAUGUAUGGUUUCUAUAACAAUUUAGCCACUCGGUUUUGAUGUCAAAUAUAACAUGCAUUUUUAUUUUCAAGAAGUUUUAAAGUACAUGCUAACUCAGAAGCAAUUAUUUGAUGUCAAAAAACAUGUACUUUUUUCGAGCAGUCUUAAAGUACAUGCUAAUUAAAAAACCAACCAGUUGAUGUCAAAUAAAAUGUGCUUUUUCUGA